Messenger RNA from Penicillium taxi, 1812 nucleotides. It is a transcript of the gene rex3, whose product is annotated as putative RNA exonuclease Rex3. Bases 1 to 1812 code for a protein of 603 amino acids. The record is from RefSeq and is a predicted model, not a curated record. Lineage: Eukaryota; Fungi; Ascomycota; Eurotiomycetes; Eurotiales; Aspergillaceae. Gene Ontology annotation, cellular component: nucleus. The transcript has 2 exons. Gene Ontology annotation, molecular function: exonuclease activity; nucleic acid binding.
AUGUUCAGACCAGGUGGCUUGUUUGAGCAAGUGCCUUGUCCACAGAGCACACAAUGCUCUCUCUUAACAUGCGUGUUCUCGCACAAGGAUAACAGUCUACCUAUGGCCUUGAAACGCGCUUCAACCUCCGUAGAGAAACCAAAUAAUGCCAUUGAACAACCACCCAAACGACAGAAGGUUCCAAAUUCUAUCUGGCCAGAGGUCAAGCCUCCAAGCUCAAAUACCACUCCGUCUACCACGAAGAGCAAAGCGCCUGCCUCGAACCCAACAAAGAUAGACACAGUUGCAUCACCUGAUGUCGACGACUCCUUGAAACACCCUCCUCGCAAGGCACCCAAAGAAAACCUCAAUCCUCGCAUGAUACCCAAGUCGCCAGCUCCACAUUCUGUUCGGACAACAAUUUUGAAUAAGGUUCAUUGGGCAAUGUCGACAAUGAACGAGAAGCUGAAGAAGGACAAGAAUAACACAAACAAAAGCCUCAUCCUUUCCGAAAAUGAGCUUGUCAUCAUGGCACUCGACGAAGAGGAAAGGGCCGCUAAACAAAGUCUAUACAGCAACAUUAUCAGGUCUCGGGUUUUGAAAUUGACGCGAAUGAAUCUUAAGGAAUGGGCCGAAGAGGUUAUGGAUCACCUCUAUAAGCGGUACUACAAAACGAAGCCAAUUCAAUCGAAAAUCAAUGAAGCACCAAAACCCAUUGAAACUGGUCUCAGCAAAAGUGAAGAGAUUGCUCUCGUGAAAAUGUUGAUCACACCCCUGGCAGGCCUCGAAGAGUUUGGCUAUAACACCAAAGCCCCGAGUGCAGCCGAAGUUGAGACCGCUAAGGAGACAAUCGCCUAUUGUAAGGGCUGGGAGAAAUGUGACCGGUGUGGCGGACGCUUUCAGGUUUUCCCUGGUCGCCGCGAGGAUGGAGCCCUGACCGGCGGUGGUCUGUGUACUCAUCAUCCUUCUCGGCCAACUUAUCCUCUUCGCAAGAAAACCGACACGGUAACCGGUUCAUCGGGUCCAAUCUAUCCAUGUUGCAAUGAACCAGUGAGCACCUCAUCUGGCUGUACAAAAGCCAAUGACCAUGUCUUCAAGAUUUCAGAAGUCAAAUUUCUCUCGGCUGUACUUCCAUUCGAGACUACACCGACCCAGCCCGACAAAGGAUCCCUCGAGCCUGUAUCUUUCGAUUGUGAAAUGGGCUAUACGACACUGGGCCUGGAACUAAUUCGACUCACUGCUGUCAGCUGGCCAGAGAACCGCGAGCUACUGGAUAUUCUAGUUAGACCCUUUGGCGAAGUCUUGGACCUGAAUUCACGCUACUCGGGUGUAUUUCCUGAGCACUAUGCCUCCGCCAGACCAUAUGGCACUCCAAUCGGUGGGGAGGGGAAACCGAGCUCUCUACAGGUUGUUGAAUCUCCUGCUGCAGCACGAGAUCUUCUUUUCAAACUUCUCCAACCCGACACACCGCUGAUCGGCCACGCAAUUGAAAAUGACCUCAAUGCCUGCCGAAUAAUUCAUCCUACUGUAAUCGAUACAGUGAUUCUUUAUCCAGCAGGACCUCUUCCCUCCCGACACAAACUGAAGUUUCUUGCUUACAAGUUCCUGGAUCGCGAGAUUCAGAUGGGAGGCCAGCAGGGUCAUGAUUCGAAGGAGGAUUCAAUCGCAACAGGCGAUCUCGUGAGAGUCAAGGUGCGAGAUAUCUGGAAACGUCUGCAGAAUCAGGGCUGGACAUUUGUUAAGGGUGAAUUGGUCGCACCGCCUGGGCAGGGAGAGGAAGAUUUGAAAAUGGAGUUGCAUAGGGGUCGACUGACAAAGCCCAAGUCGAAGUAA